Quercus robur (English oak) is the source of this 347-nucleotide messenger RNA. RefSeq lists its product as uncharacterized. The transcript has a single exon. Lineage: Eukaryota; Viridiplantae; Streptophyta; Magnoliopsida; Fagales; Fagaceae. The coding region runs from base 49 to 306 and encodes 85 amino acids. The record is from RefSeq and is a predicted model, not a curated record.
UAUAUUGGCAUAUAUUAUUACAGUGGUCGAGUAGAGAAAUUAGAACUGAUGUCAGGGCCACAGCCACCGGAGUCAAAGACUGCAACAACAUACGAGUCAAUAUCUGGGGGAGAGAACAAAACCAAGAUUGAGAUACGUUCAGGAGAGGAUCAGGGUAUGAUUCAAAUAGAUAAGUUUCAGGACAAGUUCCAAGAUGCUGCUGGAAAAGGUGGCCCUGUAUUUGGUGCUGGUAAAGAUGAAAACAAGCAGGACCUUGGUGUUACUGGGACACCUGCGAAUGAGAACCUCACCUAUAAUUUAUAUUAAGCUUUUUAUGUACUGUACUGUAGUAGUAGUGGUGUAAUAGU